This is a messenger RNA of Phaethon lepturus (White-tailed tropicbird), 641 nucleotides long. It is a transcript of the gene PAFAH2, whose product is annotated as platelet-activating factor acetylhydrolase 2, 40kDa. Lineage: Eukaryota; Metazoa; Chordata; Aves; Phaethontiformes; Phaethontidae. The record is from RefSeq and is a predicted model, not a curated record. The transcript is spliced from 5 exons. The annotation marks the transcript as partial. Gene Ontology annotation, molecular function: 1-alkyl-2-acetylglycerophosphocholine esterase activity.
GGACCAUUCCGCCUCCGCCACGUAUUUCUGCCCGGCGGGGGCCGGGCGGGAGGAGUGGGUUCCCUACCGACGGGUGCCCCGAGGGCAGAAGGAGUUUUAUUUCCGGAACAAGCAGGUUCAUCAGAGAGCAGAGGAAUGCGUGCGAGCGCUCCGGCUCUUCGAGGACAUCAGCAGCGGUAAAUCUGUCCCGAACGUCCUUCACCAGGACUUCGAUCUCUCCGUGCUGAAGGACAGCAUUGAUCUGACCAAAGUUGCCGUCAUGGGCCAUUCCUUCGGCGGGGUGACAGCAGUGCUGGCCUCGGUGAAAGAGCCCAGCUUCAGGUGCGCGGUGGCUCUUGAUGCCUGGAUGUUCCCCCUGGAGAACGCGCUGUACCCAGAGGUGUCCAAGCCUGUGCUCUUCAUCAACACCGAGAAGUUCCAGACGCCAGAAAGUGUUGCCAAAAUGAAGAGGCUGAGCUCCAGAAACAGCCAGACAAAGAUUAUAACCAUCCUGGGAUCUGUGCACCAGAGCCAGACCGACUUCACCUUUCUCACCGGGAAGCUCAUCAGCCGCAUCUUCGGCGCGAGGGGGACCCUCGACCCCUGCAAGGGUCUGGACAUCACCAGCCGGGCGGCUCUGGCCUUCCUGCAAAGGCAUCUCA